CACGCUCAGUGUUAAUCUGGUUCCUCACACACGCUAAAUGUCACCGCGAAUGACCCAGUUUCUGUGCCUCGCAGCACUUUUAUUGCUGUGUCUUAUGCAACUAACUCAGGCCACGCCUAACAACAAUAAUAAUAAUAACAAUAAUAAACCGAAAGCCGUGGCCCAGGUGCAGCCAGGAGGAAAUCUAGGAGGAAAUAAGCCCACAAUAGCAGCCACCACCAUAAAGCCGCAGAGAUUGCAGCCAGAUCCCAAGUGCCUGCAACCCUUGGAGACAGGUCCUUGCCGCAUGAAUCUGGAGAGAUUCUAUUACAACAAGGACACCAAAUCCUGUGAGACCUUCAAAUAUGGCGGAUGCCGAGGCAAUGACAAUCGAUGGGGAUUCCGGCAGACCUGCGAGGAGGCUUGCCUGCCCAAAAAGUGAACAAAAAUGCUUUUACAAAAAUAUUUUAUAUUUUUUAUGUUAAAAAACGAACUCUUUAAUAUAUAUGUAAUAAAAU
Drosophila kikkawai is the source of this 497-nucleotide messenger RNA. Its product is annotated as kunitz/BPTI-like toxin. Lineage: Eukaryota; Metazoa; Arthropoda; Insecta; Diptera; Drosophilidae. Gene Ontology annotation, molecular function: serine-type endopeptidase inhibitor activity. The record is from RefSeq and is a predicted model, not a curated record.